Molecule: messenger RNA, 585 nt
Organism: Venustampulla echinocandica
Lineage: Eukaryota; Fungi; Ascomycota; Leotiomycetes; Helotiales; Pleuroascaceae
Exons: 2
Coding region: 1-585 (194 amino acids)
Cellular component (GO): fungal-type vacuole; plasma membrane
Source: RefSeq, a predicted model, not a curated record
AUGUUCAUCAGUUACGACUUUGUUGCGCUUGCUCUCCAAGCAGUCGGCGGCGCUAUUGCGGAUACGAAUUUGAGCAACCAGCAAAUGCAGGAUAAGGGUGUACAUACCAUGGUGGCUGGUCUCGCAUUUCAAGUCGCAAGUCUGUUCCUGUUUUCUGUUCUCUGCAUUGAAUAUGCCUGGCGGGUCAGCAGGAGCCAAGGCACGACAAAACCUACAGAGUACAGCUAUCUGACGCGCAAUAUAUACUUCCGCAUGUUCCUAGGCGCCAUUGCAUCUGCUACCCUUUUCAUAGUUAUCAGAUUAGUCUAUCGGCUUAUCGAGUUGCAAAACGGAUUCACGAGCAAGAUAGCGAACAAUGAGAUCAUGCUCAUGGUUUUUGAUGGCGCCAUGGUAGUGUUGGCAUGCCUCAGCUUGACUGUCUUUCAUCCUGGGCUGACCCUGGAAGGCAGCUGGAACUUCCGGCCAUCCAAAGUAGCACAUGAUUUGGAGACGCUGCAAUCAAUAAACGGAAUCAUAGAAGAAAUGGGCGUAGUCACAAAUGAACAAGUCAAAUUAGGCGUGAGAGGAGAAAUAGACGGGGCUUAG